Molecule: messenger RNA, 4552 nt
Organism: Thunnus maccoyii (southern bluefin tuna)
Lineage: Eukaryota; Metazoa; Chordata; Actinopteri; Scombriformes; Scombridae
Gene: arhgap12b
Product: Rho GTPase activating protein 12b
Exons: 18
Coding region: 511-3048 (845 amino acids)
Biological process (GO): regulation of GTPase activity; signal transduction
Cellular component (GO): cytoplasm
Molecular function (GO): protein binding
Source: RefSeq, a predicted model, not a curated record
UGGAAUUCAAAUAUUUGAAUCAGUAGAAAUAGUAACAGACCCAACACACAGUAAAAAAAAGACCAAUAGAAAACAUGUCAUUAAAAAGAAAUAAACGUGCUACACAGCUAUUCUUUAUAUGUCAUUCGUUAUUUUCACUUUGCUCCUCUGCUUCCAGUCCAUAUCACAAAACAUCCAAGUCAGGUUAGUCAAUUAUAGGCUUUACUUUGAAAGCAGUGACCGGAUAUGGCGUGUGUUGGCUAGUCUUGCUUGACACGUGCAGAGAGGCGGGGGAUUGCGAAUAGACCCAGUGAGCAGACUGGAGGUCUGCUGCGGACUCAUCCGGAGCAGCGCAUACUGAAAUAGGUGGGAAAAGUUCCUCGUAACUAGCUGUCGGGCCGACACGGAGCACAGAGAAAAACCACUGGAGUUUUUAAAGCCCAGCAGUUCGACCAGUCAGACAUGAGGAGCCCUCCAGGCCUGGGUCGCUGAGCAGCUGAGGUCAGAGUUCAAACACUUGUUCCGGCAGUCAUGGCUGAUAGAGAGGGGCUGCCCAUCGCCCCGGGCCAGGUCUAUAUUGAGGUGGAGUACGACUAUGAGUACAAGGCCAAAGACAAGAUGGUGAGCAUCCGGCAGGGAGAGUGCUACAUGCUGGUGAAGAAGACCAAUGAGGACUGGUGGCAGGUGAGGAAGGAGGAAGGCACAAAGGCUUUUUACGUCCCAGCCCAGUACGUCAAGGAGGUGCGCCGGGCCCUGAUGCCUCCCCAGAAGCCUACAUUGAGGGCCAAGCCCACUGUUCUGGAUAUCUGCCGGGCAUCCAAUGAGAACCUCAACAGACCCCAGCCGGAAAUGUCCAGUUUCGGGCGCCCGUCGCCUUCAUCCACCCCGUCGCCAUCUUCUGACCGAGUCACGCCACCGGCUCUACCCAAGGAUGCUAACCAGAACGUGGGGAGUCCACACCACUGCAAGGUGGUAGCUGAACUGGUACUUCUUCACAACAACAACAACCAUCACCUCGUCAACAAUUCCACGUUGCCACGGACACGGGCUGACUCACCUCCGCUCAAAGUCGGGAACAACCACAACAAAAGCCCAGACAGUGACAAGACCUCCCCACCAGGUGACCUGCCAGGAGACGGGCUUAACAAAGUCCGCAACGACUCGGAGUCAGGAGACGAGCUGAGCAGCAGCUCAACGGAACACAUACAGACAACAUCGCCUACAGUUCAGGGCCGGUCCGACUCGCCGGUCUACACUAACCUCCAGGAGCUGAAGAUCUCUCAGUCCAGCCUGCCGCCCGUCCCCUCCGGCUCCCCUCUCCACAUCCUGGGCGACUGGGAGACCCACAAAGACCUGAGCGGCAGGCAUUUCUACUACAACCGGGCCACCGGAGAGCGCACUUGGAAACCGCCACGAACCCGGGACACAAGCAGCAGCACCAGCAGCAGCAUCCGGGGAGACAGCCAGGGCACAGCAGAGAGUGAGCCGCUGUCCUCAGAGGAGAACUGCCACAGCACCCACUCCAGUCAGUCAGACAGCCAGUAUGGAUCGCCCCCUAGAGGCUGGUCCGAGGAGCUGGAUGAGCAUGGACACACUCUCUACGUCUCUGAAUACACACAGGAAAAGUGGAUAAAGCAUGUGGAUGAACAGGGCCGGCCCUACUAUUACAGUGCUGAUGGAUCCAGGUCAGAAUGGGAAUUGCCGAAGUACAACAUCUCCCCUCAGUCCGGCGAGGUUCCCAAGAGUCGCAGUCUGGAGAGGAAGCAGCAGGAUCCCAUCGUCCUCACUAAGUGGAGACACAGCACCUACGUCUUAGAUCUCAACGAUAAGGAGUGUGCUCCGGCGCCCAAGCAGAGCUCUCCAGACUCUGACUCCUGCCCCUCAUCUCCUAAGCACCCCUCAACCCCCUCAGAGAAGUGUGGAGUCCUCAAUGUCACCAAAAUCACAGAGAAUGGAAAGAAAGUCAGGAAGAACUGGACGUCUUCGUGGACGGUGCUGCAGGGUUCCUCCUUGCUCUUUGCAAAGGGUCAGGGAGGCAGCACUAGCUGGAAGUUUGGCAGCAACCAAUCGAAGCCGGAGUUCACCGUUGAUCUGCGUGGGGGUUCAGUGGAGUGGGCCUCCAAGGACAAGUCGAGCAAGAAGCACGUGAUCGAGCUGAAGACCCGUCAGGGGACGGAGCUGCUGAUCCAGUCAGAGAUUGACAGCGUCAUAAACGACUGGUACCGGGCCCUCACAGAGACCAUCAACACACAUGCCUGGGAGUCAGAUGAGGCCAUCGAGGAGGACAUGCCUGAAUCUCCUGGAGCUGAGAAACAGGACAAAGAAAAAGACCACCGAGACUCCAAGAAGAACAGAGCAAUGAAGACCUCUGUGAGCAUGGACUCAUCAGACCAGAAGAAAACCAGGUUGAAGCUGAAGAAGUUCUUGACACGUCGACCCACCUAUCAGGCCGUCAGAGACAAGGGUUACAUCAAAGAUCAGGUGUUUGGCUGCAGCCUGACCAGUCUGUGCCAGCGGGAGAACACAUCAGUGCCCAACUUCGUCAAAAUGUGUAUCGACCAUGUGGAGAACACAGGUCUCAGUAUUGACGGCUUGUACAGAGUGAGCGGGAACCUGGCAGUGAUACAGAAGCUCCGCUUUGCUGUGAAUCAUGAUGAGAAGGUGGAUCUGAAUGACAGUAAGUGGGAGGACAUCCACGUCACCACCGGAGCUCUCAAGAUGUUCUUCAGGGAGCUUCCUGAGCCGCUCUUCUCAUACGGAUCCUUCAACGACUUUGUUAACGCCAUUAAAUGCUCCGACUACAAGCAGCGAGUGAAUUCAAUCAAAGACUUAAUCAAGAAGUUGCCAAAACCCAACCAUGACACAAUGCAAGUCCUCUUCAAACACCUGCGGAGGGUGAUUGACCACGGAGAGGCCAACCGCAUGACCACCCAGAGCGUGGCCAUCGUGUUCGGACCCACACUGCUCCGACCAGAGACCGAGACGGGCAACAUCGCGGUCCACAUGGUGUACCAGAACCAGAUAGUGGAGCUCAUACUGCUAGAGUACGAAAGCAUCUUCGGCAGGUAGAGGUGUCCGCUGAGAAGAAGGGCGCCGGGCUUUUCAAACACGAACUUCUUUUCCUUUUUUCCCCCUUUUCUUUGACUGAGCUGAACAUUGCUGUGGACCAAGCAGUUGGGAGAAAAAAAAAUAUCACUCAUUUACAUGACAGUUUACAAAAGCGUGACAAGACGUUGCACUUAAGAGUUUUGCAGAUGAAUUUAAAAAAAAAAGGUGUACAGAUAUCACUUUUCAGUUGCCAUCCCUGCUGCGAGUAGCAGGCCAGAUGACGGACAGUGUAGUUCAGAGUGAUGCCGUGGUGACGUCCGUGUGAUUUGGUGGAUUUGAGUAUUCAGGUGUUUUUCACAUACACUGGAUCCCUGUGGCCAGUAAUUUGAGCUUCGACCCCGCGCCUCCUUGUGGAGAGGCGCAUCCGGUGCCGCUCCCGUGGCAUCAAAGGCCGAACUGACCGCCGCAUCUGACAGCGACCUCAUGACCCCCCCACUGAAGGAAUGAGCUGAAUCAGAACUGGAUACCUUUUCUGUGUCGUGAAGCUUUGUCUGUGAUGUGUAAGCCCCGUGUGGUUCUGGAUCAGGUGGGAAAAAUAAUCAGUGUUACAUUAACGGACUGUGUUUUGGCACUUGGAUGAACUGGAGCAGAGUUACAGAUUGUGUCCCCCCCCCCCCACAAUCCCACUUACCUUAGCGGCACCAUCACCCCUCCCUCACCCCCCUCCCCCCCUCAAUUCUCCCCUUUAACAGUGUUAACCAUUAACCCUGCGACAUGAGCGUCCCGUGACUCGAGUGGUGGAGGACAAACCUGUGUUUGUUUGUGUGAGUGAAUUAACCUAAAUGGAAUAAAGCCUGAGCAGAAGCAUCCUUCGUCUUGCCACUUUGUACAAACUGUGUGUCGUGUAGUCUAAACGUGCUUUGGUAAAGUUUCCGUUAAGCUGCGGGGUCGUCGUCUGUGCUCCUUUAUGAACUCAAGUAUGCUUCAGUGUUGGUUUCUUGAGUGGCAGGAAACAUCACUGAGGUCCUGGUGUUACUGGAAAACAACAGUGGAUUUCUGGGAGCUGCAAUGUUAACCAUUUCACAUGAAUUGUUUCUGAGUGUUGGACUGAUGACCCUCCUCCUCAGUCUCUACUAAGCUAAUAUUAAAGAGUAUUAAUGAAGGGAGAUGGUACUGAGAAUAUUUCAAAGGUUGAUGUAUGGGAGUGUAUGAGUGUUAGAAUGCUAAGAAGAGCCUUUAAAAACUGUUCAGAGCAUAUGUACAGUGACAGAAACUAGUUGUUAAAAAGUGUUAUAGUGACUGAGGUGUGUAUGCUUUGAUGGUGAACUUUUGAUUUUGUAAAUUUGAAUUAAAACAUGACAAUACACAGAUUAUGAAAAAGAAAAAAACACACGAUUGACUGUUACUUUUGUUUGAAGGUGUAUCUGGAGUGUUUGCGCAUGGUCAGCUGCACAUUUUGAAUGUAAUUUUCAGGCUAACUGCUGUUUGUGAAAUUGCUCUGUCUAAUAAAAAAAGACAAACUAAA